UGCUACUGCCGGUUUGGCGUGCUCGAUCUGUGACGCGCAGUUGAGUCUCUGCUUUUCAUUCUAAAACCAGCCCGGGCAGGGAGUAACACCGGCAAGAUGGCGGCGCGGUGGGGAACAGGCGAGGAGACGUUAACUGCGUGCAAUAUGGAGUUUUUCCCCCUCGAUACACUAAACGAGACUUCUGGGUUGAGCUCUGAAGAAACUCUGGAAGUCCUUCAAAACUGCUUAGACCCUUCGAUCCUUUCAAUCUUUGAAGACACACCAACAAUAGAGACUAAAGGACUAGAUGAGGAGAGUGAAGCCACGCUGCUAACUGCCCUAACGGAGAUACUUGACAAUGUGGAUGAUGAGAACCUGUCUCCAUUUGACACACUGCCUGACUCGGACCUAUUGUCAGGUCAGAAGGGCAGAGAACACUCUCCGCUCAGGAGAUUGCUGUGUCUGUCCCGUUCCCCUCCAGAGAAAGACUCGCUAAGUAGACCAAUAUCAACUGGAAAGAGUCUCCCCAGGAUACAAAGAGACUCUCUCCAGAGGAGUGAUGGGGAGGAAGAAGAUGAUGGCUCCUUCACUCUGAGCCCAGUUGAACAUGAUUUAUCUUGUGACAAUGAACUGUUUGACUGGAAAGGCCAGACCCUCCCACUUCCUGUUACUUUUGAGCAGGAAGGUGAAGAUGGUGUUUCCAUUAGCCUGGGAGACUUGGUCAGGCAUAUGCACCCAUAUUGUAUGGCCAUUUGUUUAGAAAAUGACGAGGGAGAACAGAUGUUGCCUGAAGGAGGCAUCUUACUUGAGGUUGUGGACCAGGGAGAAAAUGGAGAACCUAUACUAGCCAUCCCCAACAUGGAUCUCCCAGUGUCACUACCACUUAGAGAGCAGUUGUCGGAAAUUGAGCAGAAAAAUAUAGAUGAAGCAGAAGAGGUGGCCUCUGAUACUUCAGAGCAUAUAAUUGUUGUUGAUGAAAACACAAUGGAGGUUGAGCCUCCAGUAAAGGUAACAUCCCCUGCAAUGCCAGGUGGAUCUGAAGAUGUUAAAGAUGAGAAGGUUGUUAAGAGACAGAAAAAAGAUGUUAAAGAAAAAAGCUGCUCUAUGAGAAAAAAGAAAAAGGAAUGUAAGGACCAAUGCCAGUCCAAACCUGUAGAAGGUAGAGUACUUAGGAGUGGCACAGUAAGACAGACCGCAUCGAAGGUUCCCACAAAACCUGGAAAGACGUCAGUAAAACAGGAAAAGAAACUCAAGGUCCCUCACGCCUCAUCUCCAACUCCUUCCUCUGUAAAACCUAAGAAAAUAAAUCCAUGCCAAAGUGAUGCACAAGUAAAAACCACAACUACAACACCUUUGCCUGAAAUGAAUGUUCAAGUUGCCACAUGUAUGUCACCCAGCCAGGACACUGCGCUGUUAAAAAAUAACCCAGAGACAAGUCAGCGUAGCUGUACACCCACAGCACUGAGCUCCCAACAGCCUGAAGAAAUCCUUAAACAGGCAAUUUCAGCCCCUGCGAAGCUGGCAGUCUCAUCAGCAGCCCCCUCUGCUGCCCUUGCCCCUCUGUUCACAGAGACAUUUGCAGCUGCUCAAAGUCCUGUACCACCCCAGCUCACACCACCUGUUUGUGAAGCCCUCCCUCCUGUGGCCACUGUAGUCCCAGAGCCGAAACCUAAAUCCCUCAGCCUAGCGGAGUACCGGCGGCUCAGACAACAGAAAAAGCCAGCACCUGUAGAAAAAAUGGAGACCAACAGCACCAAGUGGCCCAGCCUUCCAGAGCUUCCUAAAGAGCUUCCCCCAAUUCCCUGCCUGCCUGACCCCAGCCCCAAGGAUCCUCGACGCCCCAACCCUCAGGCAGCUAAAAAGGAAGAGGAGGAGGUCAAAACUGCGUGGCACCCAAGGGGACCAGCUGCACCACCCACUCCUGAGGCACUGCUGGUACCACCAGCCUACAUGGUCGCUUCAUCCAGCAAAGUUUCAGCUGCUACUCCUGUUGCUAAACCCCCGCAAAUGUCUGAAUCAUCCAAACCUGAAUCUGUAGCUGCUGUCCCUAAUUCAAUGAAGGAGUCAUCCAUGCAUCACCAUGCUCAACCUGCAGUGCCUUCAGUGCAUCAGAGUUCUUCCCCAGCUUCUUUAAAUGAGGCUAGUAAGUCAGUGUCGUCAGCAGGUGACAAAUGCUGUCCGACACUUUCAGGAGAAAAUAGUGGGUCCCAAUCUCAUCCUGUCUCUCAUAAGUCUGUACAGCUCAAUGAAGGUUGUACCAAAACCACUACAGUGUUGGUCAAACCAAAUGCUGCUACUCCACCUGCCCCUAAUAUUCCCCAGAAGACCAAUGUUCUCCAGAAUGUGGCUGACAUCACUGCUGCUACCACAAUAAACUGCCCUAUUACAGCUGAUUGCGAGUCCUCCAAGCCCGUUGACAUCGGUGCCCGAAUCGGCCCUCCGAUAGCUGCUCAGUCCUCAGACUCCCUGAGAUUCGAAGAAAAACCUGUCAGACUUGAAGCAAAACAGAAACCCACUACAGUAGUGAAUCCCCAAAAGGCAAAGAAUCCCACAGAGGAGCUCAUUGAAGCCUUCACCAGUGAGAUGGGUAUAGAAGCUGCUGAUCUGACCAGCUUGUUGGAGCAGUUUGAGGAAACCCAAGCCAAAGAAGAGCAUUGUGUGCCGGAGGUCUCUGGUAGAGCAGUAGCUGUAGGAAACUCGAGUCUUCAGUUGGCUCCUGAGAAAACCAUUGUGGAGCGCGUUAGAGCUAAUGACCUCGCCAGUUCUGCAGCUUUGACUCCUCCAGCUACUCCUCCUCACCAGAUGUGGAAACCUCUGGUCCCUGUGACUCUGCUGGGGAAGAGCAAAGCAGCUGAGGCCUCCAAGUCAAGCCCCUCCAAGGUUAUCCAGAUAGAAGCUCGGCCUCUGCCCUCGUUCAAGUCCCGUAGUAAACCCACUCCUGUCUGUGCCCCUGUGGACCCCAGCCUGGCAUGCAUGGAUCAUGACUAUUGCCUACCCAACAAAGGCACUUCUCCUGGAGAGCCAGGCAGGCGCUGGAAUGUCAAACAACAAACUUUCAUCACUAUUAAACCUAUCAAGCAAUCCACUACAACCACCACACAGACUUGUGUCCAAUCUACCACAAGUGCCACAGUUGCAACCAAAACGCAAGGUUUUCCAGCGACAGAUGCCCUGGAUCACAGCUAUGUCCUGGAAACUCCUGACGCUUCGCCUGCUCAACAGGAGACGGAGUCCACUGAUAAAGUAGAGAGCCCCAGGAGAAGAACCUAUGAGAGGGUCUACCGUCGACAUGCUGCCUCCCGCACACCCAGCCCCGCAUCUAGCCCCAAAGAGAGGACUGGAGGUCGUUCUAGAAAAAGGAGGAGAUCACACCAUUCUCCCAGCCCUAUGUCCAGCAGUUCGGAGUCAGACUCUCAUUCUUCUAGAUCUCGGUCGAGAUCACCUGCUCCAUCCAAGAAAAGGUAUCGCCCCCGUCACUCUGAGAGCAGUUCCAGCUCCUCGUCCCGUUCCUCAUCUCGGUCCUCUACCCCUAUGUCCCGUUCCCCUCCCAGGCGGAGGAGGUAUUCAUAUUCCUCGUCUCACUCUGGCUCAUGGAGUGGCUCGAGGUCACACUCUCGCUCCCCUGACAGAUCAGCACAGUGGAGAAGCAGAGCAUGGCGCAGUCCCUCAUAUAGACCUGGUUAUGGUCAGAAUGCACAUACGUGUGUGGAACAGAUCCAGAGACGCAAGGAAAAGGCAAUUGAGGAGCGUCGGAUUGUUUAUGUGGGUCGUAUUCGAGGUACCAUGACCCAAAAAGAACUUAAAGAGCGCUUCUCCUUAUAUGGUGAAAUUGAGGACUGCACCUUGCACUUUAGAGACCAUGGGGACAACUAUGGCUUUAUCACUUACUAUGAUACAAAAGAUGCUUUCAGGGCCAUUGAAAAUGGAAGCAAGUUGCGCAAGCCAGAUGAGCUGCCAUUUGAUCUGUGUUUCGGUGGGAGGAGACAGUUCUGCCAGUCCAACUAUGCUGACUUGGAUUCAAAUAGAGGGUACGAUCCAUCGCCUGUGAAGGGCAAGUUUCAUGCACUAGACUUUGACACUUUACUCAAGCAGGCCAAGCAGAAUCAGAAGAGGUAACAGGAGGCCUGCGGCAGGAAGCAGCUGACACUUACCUCAGAGCCAAGAACUGGCUCCUCACCUGCAACACUGUCUUUACAUUACAUUACAAGUUGUUGCAUUAGUUUGUUUGUUUUGAGGUUUUUUUGUUUUCUGCAAGCUAACACCUUCUAUUGAAGUGAAGAUUUAUAAUUAAAGUAGUAAAAGAAGUCCAAAAAAAAUAAGUGAAAUUAAAUUCUUUUUUUAAACAUUUUAUUUAAAUGUAAAAUCAAGCUUGAAUUGUAUGGAGAGAAAUGUUUUAAAAAGGGGGAAAAUAAGAGAGAUGGAGCUCCCUAUAUUGUAAAGUAUGUAAUACAUUUCAAUGUACUACAAACUAAAAUAAAAAACUGAAAUGUA
Messenger RNA from Solea senegalensis (Senegalese sole), 4470 nucleotides. RefSeq names its product PPARG related coactivator 1 (gene pprc1). The record is from RefSeq and is a predicted model, not a curated record. The transcript is spliced from 14 exons. Lineage: Eukaryota; Metazoa; Chordata; Actinopteri; Pleuronectiformes; Soleidae. Gene Ontology annotation, cellular component: nucleus. Gene Ontology annotation, molecular function: transcription factor binding; RNA binding. Gene Ontology annotation, biological process: positive regulation of transcription by RNA polymerase II. The coding region runs from base 97 to 4095 and encodes 1332 amino acids.